This is a messenger RNA of Alnus glutinosa, 2565 nucleotides long. Its product is annotated as protein STRUBBELIG-RECEPTOR FAMILY 7-like. The transcript has 16 exons. NCBI's taxonomy places the organism in Eukaryota, Viridiplantae, Streptophyta, Magnoliopsida, Fagales, Betulaceae. Gene Ontology annotation, molecular function: protein binding; protein kinase activity; ATP binding. The record is from RefSeq and is a predicted model, not a curated record. Gene Ontology annotation, biological process: protein phosphorylation. Bases 117 to 2255 code for a protein of 712 amino acids.
CUUCAAAAGAAAAUAAAGAAUAGACGAGUGGGUGGGAGAAUUUUGGGCUCAGAGAGUGACUGAGAGAGAGGGAGAGGGAGAGGGAGAGGGAGAGGAAGAGAGAGAGAGGGAGAGAGAUGUUGGAGAAUUGGAGGGUCGUGGUGGUGGUCUUCAGCAUCUGCAUUUUGGGAUGGAGGCCCAGUACUACAAAUGGUGCCACAGAUCCAUCAGACGCUGCUGCUCUAAGGGCCAUGUAUAGCGGUUUAAAUUCACCUAAUCAGUUAACCCAGUGGAGUUCAACUGGUGAUGAUCCAUGUGGGCAGUCUUGGAAAGGCGUUACAUGUGCAGGCACACGGGUGACAGAAAUUAAAUUAUCCGGGCUUGGACUUUCUGGGAAUAUGGGAUACCAGCUUGCAAGUUUGACAUCGUUAACCAUCCUGGACAUGAGCAAUAAUAAUCUUGGAGGCGAGAUACCUUAUCAGCUUCCUCCAAAUGUGUCUCAACUGAAUCUUGCUUCCAAUAACUUUAAUGGAGCUAUCCCUUACUCCGUUUCGCAGAUGGUUUCUCUUAAAUACUUAAACAUCAGUCACAAUCAGAUUCCAAACCAACUGAAUGACAUGUUUGGACAACUUUCCUCUCUCUCCACAUUGGAUCUCUCUUUCAAUACUAUGUCGGGCAACCUCCCAGAGAGUUUUAGCUCCCUCUCAAGUAUGACCUCAAUGUACUUGCAAAACAACCAGUUUACAGGCCCUAUUGAUGUUGUUGCUAAUCUUCCCCUGGAAAAUCUGAAUGUUGAAAAUAACCAUUUCACUGGCUGGAUUCCCGAACAGUUGAAAAACAUUAAUCUGCAGAAGGAUGGCAACUCAUGGAGCUCAGGGCUUGCACCCCCCCCUCCACCUGGCACGCCUCCAGCCAGAAAAGCUAAUCCAAAUCGCAACUCUGGUGGCAAUAACAGCCCGUCUGAUGGUAGUGCGGGUGGGGGCGGCAACAAGUCAGGGAUAGGGGCUGGUGGCAUAGCAGGAAUCGUGAUAUCCAUCUUUGUUGUUGGGGCAAUUGUUGCAUUCUUUUUAAUGAAGAGAAGAUCCAGGAGGUCAUCUUCAGACAUUGAAAAGUUUGAUAAUCAGCCCUUCGCUCCUCUUGUUUCAAAUGAAGUGCAAGAAAUGAAGUCUAUACAAACUUCAUCCACAAUCAGCACGAAGGCUUUUGAUACUACUGCCUCAAUAAAUCUUAGACCCCCACCCAUCGAUCGACUCAAAUCAUUUGAUGAGGAAGAUUUCUCACAGAAGCCCAUUGUUGCCAAAAAAGCUAACACUGUUCUCAUAAAUGUGACAUCAUAUUCAAUAGCUGACCUGCAGAUGGCUACUGACAGCUUCAGUGUUGACAACCUUCUUGGUGAGGGGACAUUUGGACGUGUUUAUCGGGCUCGAUUUGAUGAUGGGAAGGUUCUUGCCGUGAAGAAAAUAGAUUCGUCUGUCCUACCCAAUGAAUUUUCUGAAGAAUUCACAGAGAUAGUUUCAAACAUCUCCCAGUUGCAUCAUCAAAAUGUCACAGAGCUAGUUGGUUAUUGUUCAGAGCAUGGGCAGCACCUGCUAGUCUAUGAGUUCCACAAAAAUGGCUCACUGCAUGACUUCCUGCAUCUAUCUGACGAUUACAGCAAGCCGUUGACAUGGAAUUCCCGCGUCAAGAUUGCUUUGGGAACUGCACGUGCAUUAGAGUACCUACAUGAAGUUUGCUCUCCAUCGGUGGUUCACAAAAAUAUAAAGUCAGCCAACAUAUUACUGGAUGCAGAACUCAAUCCUCACCUUUCGGACUGUGGCCUGGCAAGCCUUGUCUCAAAUGCAGAUCAGGAUGCAGGAUCUGGAUACGGUGCACCUGAGGUUUCCUUGUCUGGUCUAUAUACUCUAAAGAGUGAUGUGUACAGUUUUGGAGUGGUAAUGUUGGAGCUUCUUAGCGGGCGUAAACCAUUCGAUAGCUCGAGGCCAAGAUCUGAGCAAUCCUUGGUUCGAUGGGCAACACCUCAGCUCCAUGAUAUUGAUGCUCUUGGAAAAAUGGUUGAUCCAGCACUUAAAGGGCUCUACCCGGUUAAAUCUCUCUCCCGGUUUGCUGAUGUUAUUGCUCUUUGCGUCCAGCCGGAGCCUGAGUUCCGACCACCUAUGUCGGAAGUGGUUCAAGCGCUUGUUCGGUUAGUGCAACGAGCUAACAUGAGUAAGAGAACAAUUGGAAGUGAUCAAGGAGGAUCAUUCCAGAGAGCUGACAACCCAGAAACGCAUGAGUGAUUCCCUGCUUCAAAAUCUUCAAAAUUCCUGUUUGAUAAAACAAAUGAGAAAAGAAAAGUUACCUGGAUGGUGCUUAUGCUUUUCUUUCGUUGUACCAGUUGUUUUUUUUUUUUUUUUUUUUUUUUUUGGGGGGGGGGGGGGAGUCCUUGGAUGGUGAUUAUACUUGCUGAUGAGAUAUUUCGCUUUUGCUGCACCAUCCGAUGGCAGAAGUAGAAGCUUGAUGCGAUGUGUUUGUCAAUAUUAUUACAAUUGUAUCAGUGCUAAAUAUUUGAAAAAUUUGAAAUGGGUGCUGAAACUAACUUGAAGCUUA